AUGGUCGUAGCGCUGGCGCUCAAGCUGUUGACCGAGCUGCUCCAGUGCUCCGCUCUCAUGCCGCUCUGUGACGCUGGCAACACGCCCCGCCGGACCGCUCAGGGGCCCGAGCCAACUCAGCAGACCACCCUGAUCGGGCUGCUCAAGACGGCGCGUCUUCUGCGUCUGGUGCGAGUGGCACGUAAACUGGACCGUUACUCUGAGUACGGCGCGGCCGUCCUCUUUCUGCUGAUGUGCACGUUCGCUCUGAUCGCUCAUUGGCUGGCCUGUAUCUGGUUCGCCAUCGGGAACGUGGAGCAGAACCGCUCCAUCGGCUGGCUGCAUGCGCUCGGCGUGGAUCUGGGGAAACCACACAACAGCAGCAUCAGGGGAUCGGGACCCAGCAUCAAGGACAAAUACGUGACUGCUUUAUACUUCACCUUCAGCAGCCUGACCAGCGUGGGCUUCGGGAACGUGUCGCCCAACACCAACUCCGAGAAGAUCUUCUCCAUCUGCGUCAUGCUGAUUGGAUCGCUCAUGUACGCCAGUAUCUUCGGGAACGUGUCAGCCAUCAUCCAGCGGCUGUACUCCGGAACGGCUCGUUAUCACACUCAGAUGCUGCGGGUGAGAGAGUUCAUCCGCUUCCAUCAGAUUCCCAACCCGCUGCGCCAGAGACUGGAGGAAUAUUUCCAGCACGCCUGGUCCUACACCAACGGCAUCGACAUGAACGCCGUGCUGAAGGGUUUCCCAGAGUGUCUGCAGGCUGAUAUCUGUCUGCAUCUGAACCGGACUCUCCUGCAGAACUGUAAAGCGUUCAAGGGCUCCAGUAAAGGGUGUCUGCGAGCGCUGGCCAUGAAGUUCAAGACCACACACGCCCCGCCGGGAGACACGCUGGUGCACGCCGGAGACGUCCUGACCGCGAUCUACUUCAUCUCCCGCGGCUCCAUCGAGAUCUUACGUGGCGAUGUUGUGGUGGCCAUCUUGGCUUUUCCCAAAGUUCUGCCUGUGAGACAGAGCUUUAUACCUAAAGACAAAUGGCUAGAAACAAUAGAUACUGUCAGGACCUCCCGCUGGAGAUCCUGCAAUCUACAAGAAGCUCCAGAGGAGUACUGUUCUUUUGUUAUUCUAAAUACAAACAUGAUUCCCGGAUCUCCCAGCAGCGAUGAUUCAGACUGCGUCGGCUUCAACAAACUGCGGAGGAGAAAACUUUCAUUCCGACGACGGACAGAAAAAGAUGAUGCCGAUGCUGGAGAGAUCAAGAAGAAUCAGAAACCUGUCCGGAGAGGCAGAAAACAAGCAGCCAGUAACAAGAACGAACUCAAACCGGGGUGGGAGGAGCCUCGCAAUUCUAUCUCCUCCCACUCCAGUGGUGAUGAGGGGGAGGAGCCUGUGCACACAUGCCCCACCCCUCCCACCACGCUCAUGGAUGUGACUGAGGGAGAGGGCGAUCCCAAAACAGGAAACACGUGCAACGCCCUAUCAGGUGCAUUCUCAGGUGUGUCUAAUAUCUUCAGUUUUUGGGGUGACAGUCGGGGGAGGCAGUAUCAGGAGGUGCCCCGCUGCAAUCUCCCGUCGCCCUCGCCGCAUCCCAGCAUGCCCCUGCGCAGCAUCAGCCGCCAGCAGCGCAGCCAGAUGGAGAGCAGACUGGAGCUGCUGCAGAAACAGCUCAACAGACUGGAGAGUCGCAUGUCGACGGAUAUCGGCGCGAUCAUGCAGCUCCUGCAGAGGCAGAUGAUGCUGGUUCCUCCGUCCUACAGCAGCGUCUCCUCCCCGCCGCAGGUGUCCAUGUCCCCCGAGAUCCUCGUGCAGCCCGUCACGCCGCUGGACUCCAAAACACCGGCUUCUCUCUCACAGUCCUGUGAGUUUCUCAGCAGCUCCGCGGAGCUCCAUCCAGCGGUCAGCGCCGCUACUCGACCCGGAUUCUCCAGCCUCGGGGCCCGACUGGAGCUGGAGCCCGACCCCGACAUCCACCGACGCUUCUCCCUGCAGGAGCCACACACGUCACUGAGCUCACAAACGCCACAGAAACACGGCUCAGACCCCAGGAGCUAGAGAGACCACAACAAACCAGACCAAAACCUGGCUCUGGUUUUGCACUGUGGCGGUUCAGAGGUUCACUGGAGGCGGUUUUACUUGUCUUUACUGCUGUCGUCCAGUAUUGGAUAUCCCUAAACAAAUAAUGAUGAUUCUUACUAAUUUCAAGUAGCCAUUAUGUCUUGCACUGAAUUUUCCAGACUCUCUCGAUCUUUCUCUUCAAGUCUGCGGCGCUUCCAAAACUGACUGAACUCGUUAGUGUUAGCUGGCCUAACAGAAGAAAACCCUUCUAAUAAUAAUAACCUGUGUGUCUGUCCUGUCAUUGCCUUCAUUUCCUGUGCGUCGAUGAAGGAGGCGGAGCCUCAGGCCCCGCCCAAGCACACUGGAUUGGCUGGAUGAGGUGAUUGGCGGGUUUUUACAGCUAUGAUGAAGCAUAUCAUGUGUUGUGACACUGGAUGAACAAUAUGCAAAGAGUUGAUCGCGCGUCACGUCCCGCUUGGCUUCCGUUCGUUUGUUUUUCAGCUUUUCUUUCAACUCGAUGUGAUUUUUGUAGUUAGAACACAUUAGCUUUAGCAAUACCGAAUCCUUUAAACCACAAAUGAAACCAAAUAUUGAAGAUUGGGUUGGACCAAAUGUUUUUCGUUGGUCUGUGGUGUUUACGGUCUGCAGCCACAGUCACGUGAUUAUUAAUUAUUAUUUGGUACAUUUAUGAGCUCUUGAACUUGAAAAUGAAUUGGUUUUGGUUUUCCAUUGACGUGUGGACCAAUGAAAAAAAUCAACUUUAUAUAAGCUCUUAAGCAU
Molecule: messenger RNA, 2814 nt
Organism: Sinocyclocheilus rhinocerous
Lineage: Eukaryota; Metazoa; Chordata; Actinopteri; Cypriniformes; Cyprinidae
Product: potassium voltage-gated channel subfamily H member 2-like
Exons: 10
Coding region: 1-2031 (676 amino acids)
Biological process (GO): regulation of heart rate by cardiac conduction; membrane repolarization during cardiac muscle cell action potential; regulation of ventricular cardiac muscle cell membrane repolarization
Cellular component (GO): plasma membrane
Molecular function (GO): inward rectifier potassium channel activity
Source: RefSeq, a predicted model, not a curated record